Molecule: messenger RNA, 459 nt
Organism: Monascus purpureus
Lineage: Eukaryota; Fungi; Ascomycota; Eurotiomycetes; Eurotiales; Aspergillaceae
Source: the annotation of a GenBank genome assembly
AUGAGGUUCUCUGCUGCCAUCUCUCUCCUCUCUGCUGCCGCUGCCCUCGCAGCUCCCAGCCACCUCACCUCCAGACAGUCGCAGCAGGCUUUCCGGAUCAGCAACAUGGCAGCCAACACCAGCUCGAUCCUCCCCGAUGCCGACUUGAAACUGACUCUCUACGACCAAGUCCGUCACGUCGAAACCGACUGUGCUAUCUACUGGGAAUACUACGACUUCUACAUCCCUCAGAGCUCGUGCGCCAACACCGGGUACAAUAUCAGUUUUGUCGCUGGACACCCGAAUGACAUUGAGGCGUUCACGCUGAGGUUCUUUACUGCUGACGAGUCUGAAUCGGGGCAGUGGACGUUCAAUAAGUCGGCGCCGAACUCGAAUUGGAUCUGCACGAUGCUGGAUCCUUCGAAGUACCAGCCGAGGGAGACGUGUGUGUUGGGUGGUGUUGUGUUUGUUCCUUUUUGA